Messenger RNA from Hydractinia symbiolongicarpus, 845 nucleotides. Its product is annotated as peroxiredoxin-2-like. The record is from RefSeq and is a predicted model, not a curated record. The transcript has 9 exons. Gene Ontology annotation, cellular component: endoplasmic reticulum; cytosol. Gene Ontology annotation, biological process: cell redox homeostasis; cellular response to stress; response to oxidative stress. Lineage: Eukaryota; Metazoa; Cnidaria; Hydrozoa; Anthoathecata; Hydractiniidae. The coding region runs from base 66 to 803 and encodes 245 amino acids. Gene Ontology annotation, molecular function: thioredoxin peroxidase activity.
GCAUAAUCCAUAAUGCUAGCCCAGCUCCAUGCGGGUUUCGUUAAUCUCAGUUUUGUCUGGAGAAGAUGUAUUCGUUCUUGCUAAUUUCUUUUUCUAUUUUCGUCCUAAGUAACUGUAUCAAGGAUGAAGAAUCUUGCAGAACUUACGCUGAAGGCCAAGUAUAUCCUAAUGAACGUAAACUAGGUCUGGAACAUGCACUUCAUUGGAGUAAAGCUCAAAUUUCGAAGCCAGCUCCACUAUGGGAAGGGCAAGCUGUUGUUGAUGGUGCGUUCAAAGAUUUAAAGUUGAGUGACUACAAAGGAAAAUAUUUGGUGUUCUUUUUUUAUCCCUUGGAUUUCACAUUUGUGUGUCCCACUGAAAUAAUUGCAUUCAGUGAUCGAAUUGAUGAAUUUAAGAAGUUGAACACAGAAGUUGUUGCUGUUUCUGUCGAUUCAGUGUUCACACAUUUGGCUUGGAUCAACACACCGCGUAAACAAGGUGGACUGGGAAAGAUGAGAAUACCAUUGUUGGCAGACUUGACGAAACAGAUUUCGAAAGACUAUGGUGUCUUGCUGGAAGAUGCUGGUCACACAUUAAGAGGAUUGUUUAUCAUUGAUGAUAAAGGAAUUUUGAGACAGAUUACAAUGAACGACUUACCGGUUGGUCGAUCAGUAGAUGAAACACUUAGAUUAGUGCAAGCAUUUCAGUAUACAGACAAACAUGGAGAAGUUUGUCCAGCAGGGUGGAAACCUGGAGCAGAUACGAUUGUCCCUGAUCCUAAAAAAAAAUUGAAUUACUUUAAUAAAGUGAAAGAAGAAAUGUAAAAUAAAUGUUUUUAUCGAAUUAUAAUUUCAUUUAUAACGAAA